GACAAGUCAAAACAGGACGAAGGCUUUUCAAGAGAUAAGUGCUUCGUUCAUCUAAGCUCCCUGCGAGUCUUUAAGCUCUUCACCAAUCUGCGAGAGAGAGAUGAGUGAUAGGAAUACCCUUUACCAGUGGGCCAAUCUUCCAAAGGAAUUACUGCAAAAAAUUGGAAAACACCUUGAUUGUCGCAUCGACGUGUACCGAUUUCGGGCUGUGUGCACUUCAUGGCGAUCCUCUGUUUCUCCCUCCUACAGGCAAUCAACUCGCAUCCCUCUCAAGCUUCCUCCCCCAAUCUUUGCAGACGCUUUCUUAUCUCCUGUCACAAUCUGCCGUCUCGAACAGGUGGAGGACAAUUUCAGCUCUUCGAGCUCUAAUUCUAUGGCCUGGUUGACUAAGGUGGAGGAGUCAACGGUAGGCGAUAUGCAGCUUUUGAUGCCACUCUCAAACCGCCAAAUUAAAGCUUUAUUCUGGCCUGUUCCCAAAAAAACGUUGAACUUAUUGAACUUUCGUUUGGUGGAAUUGGCUAAAGCUUGUACUCUUAAACGUGCAAAAGGCCGUCCAGUUCUUGGGAUUGAUAAGAUGGUUCCGUUUCCAAAUACCAAUCUGAGUAAUGAUGUUAGUAGCAGUGAUUUUGGGCUUUUUGCUAUCUUUCAUGAAGGAAAAUUGGGUUAUUGGAGAAAUGGAGAUGAGAAUUGGAAUCUAUUAGAUGAUAGGAAUUUUCAUUACGAUGACAUUAUAGUAUACAAGGGACAAUUGUAUGUUAUUGAUAGAUGUGGAACUGUUUCUUGGAUUGAUUCUUCAUUGAAUUUGAUUCAAUACUCACCUCCACUAUACGGUUGUGGUAGCAAGAAGAAUUUGGUGGAGUCCUGUGGGGAUCUUUAUGUUGUGGAUAGGUACCUUGAUGGAGAAAGGAGGACAUGGCAAGGCAAUGAAGAUGAGCAUAUAAAUCAAUACUUGCUUUAUCUUGUUAGAAACUACCGAAGAAGUAGAGCUAAGACAGUGGACGUCAAAGUUUAUAAGCUUGAUGAAGAUUGGGGUACCUGGGUAGAUGUGAAAACAUUGGAUGAUCGAGUUUUUGUUGUGGGAAAUGAGUGUUGUUUCUCUUUUUCUACUAAAGAAUUUGAUGGAUGGGAUGGGAAUUUCAUAUAUUUCAAUGAUCCAAGCGAUGAAGAUUGCAGAGGAGAGUUAAGUGGUUAUGUUGGUCACGUGUUCAGAUUAAGCGAUAGAAGCAUAGGGAAAGCAACACAUUUCCUUGGCAAUUCUCAGAUAUCGAAGCUACCCUCUUAAUUUUGUUCAAAUUUUCUUUGAUAACAAAUGUAUGUGUGUUUAUUUGGACUUAGACAUGUAUAUAUUUUCUAUGACUUCUUAUAGACGAUCAAAAAUUUUCUUUUU
Messenger RNA from Hevea brasiliensis (rubber tree), 1387 nucleotides. Its product is annotated as putative F-box protein At1g65770. Gene Ontology annotation, molecular function: protein binding. The transcript has a single exon. Bases 101 to 1282 code for a protein of 393 amino acids. The record is from RefSeq and is a predicted model, not a curated record. NCBI's taxonomy places the organism in Eukaryota, Viridiplantae, Streptophyta, Magnoliopsida, Malpighiales, Euphorbiaceae.